AUGUUAGUCAAUCGAGAGGGUAACAACACAACAAAAGUGUCAGGAUUCGUAGAUAAUUACUCAUCUCCAGGCAUAACGGCUUUAUGCUUAGAGCUAUCUUCACGUCGCGAUCUCGUCUACACAGCAAAAUCACCAAGCUCCCGCCAAAAGCUAGACUCAGUUUGCGUUCAGAUUUCUAAAUCGUUUACACGCCAGGAAUGGAAAGCUCCCAUUGCGAAAGACGGAGGAAUUAUUCGUGUGCGCAAACAGAGAGAUAUGACUCGGGUAAGUAUUGAGCAUUACACAACGUCCGAAAUAGUCUCGUCUGUCAAAAUUUUUUCAAGCGAUUACGGGAAACUCAAUUUGAGUGGUCUCUGUCUAGUUUCUCUCAAAUCUUAUAAGCGAAGUACUGAACUUCUUCAUAUGCUAUUAGAUUCCGACGUUUGA
Messenger RNA from Paraglomus brasilianum, 426 nucleotides. NCBI's taxonomy places the organism in Eukaryota, Fungi, Glomeromycota, Glomeromycetes, Paraglomerales, Paraglomeraceae. The record is from the annotation of a GenBank genome assembly.